UCGUUGGCGGCUUUUCGUUGUGUUCGGUUUGCUAAACAUCCGAGCGGUUGGACGAGAAAAAGAGCUAACGAAGCUCGAGUGAUUUUCGAAUAUUGUUGACAGCGAUUUUAGGUGCUCUACGAUGACGCGGCCGCUGACAAUGCGAAGUUGGCUGGCGCUGGCGACGGCGCUACUGGUGGUGGCCACCUGGCCGGAUUCGGGCCAGAGUCUGCCGCAAGGCGCUCCGGAAACCGUGUGCGACACCUUGCUGCCGUACCACUCCGGCGGCAGUGUGCUGCCCCAGAACAGCGUUUCGCCUUUCAAGGUGGAGACCUCCUCCUCGACCCUUGGCCAGGGUCAGACCCUCCGCGUGGACCUCACGGGUGUGCCGGCGGGCCUGAGCUUCGGCGGCUACAUGAUCCAGGCGCGCAACCGCAAUCCGCCGCACCAGAUCGUGGGACAAUUCGGACCCGCCCGCGAUGGAACCAUCAAGCUGAUGAACUGCGAGAACUCCGUGAACAACUCGGCCACGCACAGUAAUGCUGGGCCCAAACAGCAGGUGCUCCUGGAAUGGCAGUCCCCGGUGGACUUCCUCGGCCAGGUGGUCUUCAACGCCACAAUUGCCCAAAGCUACAAUGAAUUCUGGGUGGGCGUGCCCUCUCAGCCUGUUCAGAUAGUACGACGUGAUGUUUCGGGUCCGUCACUGCCCACUCUAGCUCCUACUCCCAAUUUGGGAACCACCCGUGCUCCCUAUGUUCCUCCCUCCUAUGUGGCACCCAACAACGUGGCUGCAGUUACCGCAGAUCCCAUCUACAAUGGCUGCGGGCAGAGCAAGAACUGCUUCGGUUUUCCCGAUGGUUGCGUGGCCUCCAAGAGCUGCACCUCCAUCACCGUGGUUACGGUGAGGGGAGAUGUCUACGAGUUCGAGAUUCAGUCCGGCAAAGGUACCAAUGCCGCCUAUGUGGCUGUGGGUCUUUCCGAUGACGCCAAGAUGGGUGAGGACCUGACCACCGAGUGCGUGCCCGAGAACGGAAGGGUCAACCUGUACUCCUCCUUGACUUCAGCCUCUCCCUACGCGGCUGUCAGAUCUGAUGUGAACCAGAACUCCGCCCGCCUGUUGGAUGCCUCCAUCGUGGACGGCGUGAUCUACUGCCGGGUGCAAAGGGAUGUGGUGACCAAUGUUAAGGGGCGAACCUUUGACCUGCGCAAUGGCAAGUACCACCUUUUGGUGGCCUCCGGCAGCAGUCUGAAGGAGAACAGCGUGGGCUACCACGACAUCGGACGUCUGCCCUCGGCACAGUCCAUUAAUCUCGCAGAGGUGCAGGACUUGGGCGGAUCCAGCAAGCUGCUGGUGCAGCUCCAUGGAGCCUUCAUGAUUGCCGCUUGGAUUGGAACCACCUCGCUGGGCAUCAUCUUCGCGCGCUAUUUCAAGCAGACGUGGGUGGGCAGCCAGAGCUGUGGAAAGGAUCAGUGGUUCGCCUGGCAUCGCCUGCUCAUGGUCACCACCUGGUCGCUCACGGUGGCCGCCUAUGUGCUCAUCUGGGUGGAGUUGAAGCGGGCGGUAUGGCACGCCCACUCGAUCAUCGGCCUGAUCACAGUGAUCCUGUGCUUCAUCCAGCCCAUUGGUGCUCUGUUCCGACCGGGCCCAAAUGACAAGAAGCGCCCGUACUUCAAUUGGGGACAUUGGUUGGGCGGAAACCUGGCCCACAUCCUGGGAAUUGUGACCAUCUUCUUCUCCGUAAAACUGCCCAAGGCCGAGCUGCCCGAGUGGAUGGACUGGAUCCUGGUCAGCUUCGUGGUGGUGCACGUGCUGGUCCACCUGAUAUUCUCCAUCGGCUUGUGUUUAAAUCAUUGGCAGGUCACGGGCAUGGCCUCCGAGCGCCAUCUGAGCCAGCGGGCGAACACCUUCCAAAUGGGCGACAUCUCCCAUCACCAGCAGCAUGGCAUGCGGAAUGGCAUGAGCAUGGAGCGGAAAAUGGAUGCUCCGUAUGCGGCCAUGCGCAAGGGAUUGCUGGGAGUUUACAGUGUGGUGCUGUUUCUCUUUGUCGUGGUGCUGAUCCUCCUGGUGGUGCUGGCGCCCAUCGAACAAUUCCUGGGCAAGUCCUAGGUGCACAGUCUGGACGUCCUGUAACCUGUCCCCUCCCAAUACUCGUAUCAGUUUUGUGUGCUCAUUGUUUAACCCCUUCCGCCCACGGCUCUGCCCUGCCACCCACCCAAUCCCAUCCAGCGAUGUGCUGUUAAGUGUAAAUUAGGCGCAAGUGUAACCUAGGGCGGAGCGUUCAGUACAUGUUAUAUAAUUUAUUAUUAAUAAAAUAAAACAAGCCAACAUAAAUGCAGUUA
Molecule: messenger RNA, 2319 nt
Organism: Drosophila rhopaloa
Lineage: Eukaryota; Metazoa; Arthropoda; Insecta; Diptera; Drosophilidae
Product: putative ferric-chelate reductase 1 homolog
Exons: 8
Coding region: 122-2086 (654 amino acids)
Molecular function (GO): oxidoreductase activity, acting on metal ions
Source: RefSeq, a predicted model, not a curated record